Messenger RNA from Brassicogethes aeneus, 1756 nucleotides. NCBI's taxonomy places the organism in Eukaryota, Metazoa, Arthropoda, Insecta, Coleoptera, Nitidulidae. The record is from the annotation of a GenBank genome assembly.
GUGAGUCGUUUCAGUGAGUGAUAAUAAAUAACAAUAAAUAAUAAAUAUGAGGCUGACAGCGAGAAAACUGCAAAGCAUUUCCAAAAUGCUGGACUUUUAUUCCCAAUUUAACCCAUCACCGCUGUCCAUCAAAAAGUUUAUCGAUUUUGGUUUGAACGCGUCCGAGCAGAAGUCGUUCGUGUUCCUGCGCAAGGAGCUGCCGGUCAGGCUGGCCAACAUAAUGAAGGAGAUCGCGCUGCUGCCGGAGAACCUGCUGCGCAUGCCUUCGGUGACUGCGGUCAACGACUGGUACAUGCGCAGCUUCCAGGAGAUAAUCGAGUUCGAGAAGCGCGAGGCGAGCGACAAGACCUUGGAGCACUUCUGCAGCGAGCUGGUGAAGAUCCGCAACCGGCACACGGACGUGGUGGAGACGAUGGCGCAGGGGGUCUUGGAGCUGAAGGAGUCGCACGACGUCGACCAUCACACCGAGCACAGCAUCCAGUACUUUCUCGACAGGUUCUACAUGUCGAGGAUAUCGAUCAGGAUGCUGAUCAACCAGCACACUUUGCUGUUCGGCGGUCAGCUGGAGAGCGCACCAGGCCCCAACCAAAGCAAAUACAUAGGCUGCAUCGACACGCAAUGCGACAUAGUGAGCGUGAUCAAAGACGCGUACGAAAACGCACGAUUCCUCUGCGACCAAUACUACUUGGCAUCGCCCGACCUCAUCAUCAACGAAUCGCAGCACAAACAGUUGGAAGAUGAGAGCUGCCUUAACAUCGUUUAUGUGCCAUCCCAUCUCUACCACAUGCUGUUUGAGCUGUUCAAAAAUUCCAUGAGAGCCGUCAUGGAGUAUCACGGUUCCCAGGAUAAUUACCCACCGAUCUCCAUCACCAUAGCCAGGGGAAAAGAAGACAUUUGUCUUAAGAUGUCUGACAAGGGCGGCGGAAUAGGUCGGUCCACCACGGAUCACCUGUUCAAGUACAUGUACUCGACCGCGCCGCAGCCGAGCAAAUCCGACGCGCAUACGGUUCCGCUGGCGGGAUACGGGUACGGGCUGCCCAUAUCGAGGCUGUACGCUCGAUAUUUCCACGGCGACUUGAUCCUGCUGUCCUGCGAGGGAGACGGCACUGACGCCGUCAUCUACAUGAAGGCUUUGUCCAAUGAAGCCAACGAACUGUUGCCCAUCUUUAAUAAAACAACAUCGAAAUUCUACAGGACUGUGGUCCAAACAGGGGAUUGGUCGAAUCAAGCGACCAAUAUUGGCGACCGCCAGUUGAGUCAAAACAUUAAGAAACACCAAUUGCCACAAUCCUGUCAAGAGUCAAUGACAAAUGCACUGUAAAAUUUUAUUUUCUACCGAUUAGUUUUUUAAUUGAUUUGACAAGCGUUUGUUGAACUUAUUAUUUUAGCAUUAGGUAUAUUCACUGUUGUGAUAAUUAAUAUUUAAAUUUUAAACUGAAACUUGUUACUAGAUCAUGUACAUAAACUAUUCUUUUAGACUGUCUAAUGUAAAUAUUUAUUUUUAAGUUUGUAAAAAUGUAAAUAGGUACAAAUGAGUUUAUUAAGCUUAAAGUUAUACUUUGAAAUAUAUUCUACAUGUGAUGUUAUUGAUGGGUAAUUUAAGAAUAAAAUAUAUGUUCCUUUGUUAAGUAUUGUUUUUAUUUAACCUUUCAAAAAUGCAGACUUAAAAUUGCUUAAAAUUUUUAUUCUGGUACACCUUGUAUUCAAAUUUAAUACCAUUUUCUUCCUGUGUUUCUUGAGGUAUAUCAGGUAAGCU